Messenger RNA from Paramecium primaurelia, 352 nucleotides. The record is from the annotation of a GenBank genome assembly. Lineage: Eukaryota; Ciliophora; Oligohymenophorea; Peniculida; Parameciidae.
CAGACUUUUCCAAUUAGAAUGAGAAGGUUGACUGGAGGGAACCUUAGCUAUUGCCAUGUGUGCAAAUUCUGAAAACCUUCAUAUAUAUGGCAAGAAGAGGUAUUAGAUCUCUCUUCUCUCAUUCUCAAAACAAAAUGAUGUUCAGAUUAAUUUCAGAUAAGUCAGUGCCUAAAAUUUCAGGAUAGAGAGUUAAGAGUACAUUAAUGAGGGCAUUUAUUAGAUACUGUCUUUAUAUCCCAUGAAUUUUAGAAACAGAUUGGUUCUUGUGGAAAUUCUUCUAAAUUCUUUAUUUUCAUAUAAUAAAGUAGAUUACUUCAUUCAAUGAAAAUGUUGUGGGCACUUUACAUCAAAC